This is a messenger RNA of Tetrahymena thermophila SB210, 3405 nucleotides long. RefSeq lists its product as hypothetical. Lineage: Eukaryota; Ciliophora; Oligohymenophorea; Hymenostomatida; Tetrahymenidae. The transcript is spliced from 2 exons. The record is from RefSeq and is a predicted model, not a curated record.
UUCAAAUAGAAGAUUAAGAAAAGCAAAAAAUAGUUUGUUAUUGAAAACUGAAAAAUGAAUUUCAGAUCAUUUAAUUUUUCUUAGAUUUUUAUUAUUGUAACUCUUAUUUAGAUGUUAAUAUCUUAAGAAUGCUAAUAAGGAUGUAAGGAAUGCAUAGUAAAUACAUCCACAAAUUAAAAUAUUUGUUAGCAGUGUGAAAGCGAUUUUACACUUAAUACCUAGUAGAAUUAUUGUGUUUACUAAAAAUGCUUAAAUCUAACUUAUUUUCAACAAGAUACAUCUCUAGCAAACUCUAAUUGUGUAUCUAUUUGUAGUGAAACUAGUGUAAUAAAUUAAAAAUAAAAUAUAUGCAGCAAAUCUUACGAAUGCUCGACAUAGUAUACCUCAAUAUCAUCUAUGAGCAAAGGUUAAGUGAUUAAAUCUAUAUACGCUUCAAAUAUUACAGAUGAUAUAUUUUUUGUUUAUAACAAUUUUAUCAAUGCAAUAAAUAGUAAAAAUGGAGCAUUUAUAAGAUAAUACACAUUUGACAGCUCAAUCAUCACUACCUAUUAAUUUAGGGAUAGUAUUUUCCUAUUUGGAAAUAAUAAAAAUUCUAUUUUUAAAUGGAAUCCUAGAGAUAAUAUUAUCUAAAAGGUACUAGAAAUAGGCAAAGGAACUUUAAAAACUUCAAGCUAAAUAAUGGAAGUUGAAAAUAAUAGUAAUAUUUUAUUAGUAACUUCAAUCGAUAAUAAUAGUAAUAUUUUGUUUUUCACAUAAUUUAAUACUACUUCGUUUAUCAACUUACCAAAUCCAUCUUUUUAAAUUUCUUUGUCAGACCAAUCAAGCAUAUAAUUAUUUCAAGAUAUCAUAAUUUAAUAAUCUUUAAGUUGUCAGAUAAUGGUUUAUAAUGUAGUGUAAAAUAGUGAUUAAUCACUAUCUUUGAUAAAGAUAACUCCCAGUUAUAUUUGUAGUUUUGCUUCUGGAAUAAUUAAAAGUGCUAUCAAAAAUAAUAUUAACAACAAUAUUUUAGUAUAUUUUUAAAAUACAAGCGGAAUUUAUUCUAUUUCUAGUGAUGGACUUUAAUGCAAUUAGCUGUUCAGAGAUUUGGCUCCAUUCAAAAUUUUAUAAAUAGCAAUAAAUAUUAACAAUAUAAUGUAAAAUCUAUACUUUAUUGCAUAAAAUUCAGGAAAUUUAAUAGUUUAUGAUUAUUCACUCACUUAACAGCUUUUAAGCUUAUAAUCAAAUAAUAUAUUAGAUUUCUAAGCUUUAAUCUUUAACGGAUAACCAAAUUAAAAUUAAUUGUCUAUUUUGAUUUUAAAUAGUAAUAAUUAAGUCACACAUUUUGUUUAUAUAUUAAAUCUCUCAAAUAAUGGUUUAGAAUUCAAGCUUUAAAUAUCUUAAUAAAUUCCUUCGUAUAUUUUAAACCCUUAACAAUUAUUAGUAGCUAAUGGUAUAGUUGAUUCUCAAGGAUAAUCAAAAAAUCUUAAUUUAGUUUUUCUUACAUACUAGAAUUCAUAAAUAAUAAAUAUUACUGAUAGUUCUCUAGCAGGAGUAGUAAUUGAUUUUUAAGCAAAAUUAUUCUAGAAUUAGUAAAAAGUAAAUAAAAUAGUCUACUUUAAAACUCCUCAACUAAUAGUAAGCUGUGGAAGUGAUGGUAAAGUAAUUGUUUGGCAAGCAGUUGAUCUUUAGCAACCUGUCUUUUUUUAUCAACUUAGUAAAAUAGGACAAUAAUGUAUUGAUAUUUAAAUAUUUUAGGUAGAUUCUUUAAUUGUUUAGUAUUAAAAUGAAGUUAACAUUUUUAAUAUCUUCAAUCCACUUGACUCUUAUAGCUAUCCUAUACUCAAUUCUGCUUAUACUAAAAUACAAGUCUUACAAGAUCACCUUUUUAUCCUCAAUGGAAACAAUAUUUUUAUCUUCAAAUAAAAAGAAUUAAUUUAUUAUAAAGGUAAUAUAGAUACAGUGGAUCAGAAUGUAUUGUUUACAAAUUUCUUUGUGAGCUAAAACCUAGAGAUAAUUUUAAUAAGCAAUCAAAAUACUAUUAUAAAUUAUUAAUUUAUAGAUUUGAACCCAAUCAUAUUUUAAUUGAAUCCAAAUGUUUCAAUUUAUUAAUCUACCAAUAAAAUACUAAAGUCUUUUAUGUUAAUUUCAUCUGAUUCAUCAAUAGGUAAUUUAUUGUUAAUAAAUGAUUCUAAUAAUAAUAUCAUUGUCUUAGAUAUGAAAUUCUAACAAAAGAUUAUCAAAUCAAAUUAAAUAGGAUAUAUCCUAAAAGUAUAUUAGUAUGAUGAUAACAAACUAUUUUUAAUAGUCUAAGUAUUAAAUCCAAAUAAUUACAACUAAUUUUAGUAUGGAUUUGCAUACUAUGAUCUUAGUACAAGUGAAUUAUUAUAUAUAGCUUCUAAUUCCCUACCAAUAGAUAUUACAUAAAUUUAUUAAGAUGUACUCUAAGAUGGCUCUUAUUAAUAUUAAAUUUUAUUUGUUAAUCCAUUAGGGUAUACCAGUUAUUCAGUUUAUAUGAUCUGGAAUAAAAAUAAAAAUAUAGUAACUUUCUAACAGUUUUAUUUUAGUCCUGGUCAAAAUUAAGUUGCUUGCCAAGGAGAUUUGUCAGAAAAUUAUAUAGUCGUAGGAUCAUAACUUGGUGAAGUUAGAGUUUUACAACUUGAAUCUAAAUUAGGUCCUUAAAAGGUUUACUAAUCAUUUUUACUAAGUGAUAAUGUUCAAAGUGUUUAUUAAAGCUUUAAAAUUGGACUUUAUUUUAUUACAACCAAUUAUUAAAUAAAAUGUUUUAGUAUUCAUACUGAUUAAUUGAUAGAAAUAAUAUCAUUUUAAACAUUAAAAACUCCACCUGAUUCUCCUUGUAUAAAAAAUAUAACUAUUGCAGAGAACUUACAAAUUCUUAUUGCUUAUACAACUAAUGAGUUAGUUUUGAAAAACUUUUCUUCUGGACAAUUUUCCUCAAUUUUGUUAAAUAAGAAUAAUUAAAUUUACCUAAGUUUUGUUAAUGGAGUAUAUAUUGAUGAAAAUUAUAAAGAAAUAUAUAUUUAUGGAGACUUUUUAGUAAAAACAGAUUUGUUGCUUUAAAAUUCUAUAAAAAUUGAUUCCCAAAAUGCAAAUGGAUCUAUAAACUAAUGUGUUUUUACAUCUAAUUCAGUAUUUUGCUCAAAAAACCAUAUGUUUAUUCUUAUUUAUCAAAGAAAUAAUAAUUUAUUUUUAUUUUCUACUAUUACUGUUUCUGCUGAGCUUAUUGGAUUUCAGUUAAUGAUUGAUUUAGAUUACUAAAAUAUAAUUGUGUUUACAUAGUAAAUAGCUAUUUAUGCAAUUUAAGGUGUUUAUAUAUAGACCAUAAAUCUAGGCAGUUAAAUUAAUUAAAUCUUAUAUGCUGGCUAGUACAUAGUUUGCCUCACAUACUCAAGUAAAUUUACUUUUUGA